Messenger RNA from Corythoichthys intestinalis (scribbled pipefish), 1050 nucleotides. Its product is annotated as chymotrypsin-like elastase family member 2A. NCBI's taxonomy places the organism in Eukaryota, Metazoa, Chordata, Actinopteri, Syngnathiformes, Syngnathidae. Gene Ontology annotation, biological process: proteolysis. The transcript is spliced from 8 exons. Gene Ontology annotation, molecular function: serine-type endopeptidase activity. The coding region runs from base 151 to 957 and encodes 268 amino acids. The record is from RefSeq and is a predicted model, not a curated record.
UGCAAUUAACCAACUCAAAUUUUCCCUAAAGGCAGCAAUGCUGGGAAAAUACCUUCACGAAACACAUGUUUAGUCAGUUCUCCCUGCUACCUCCUCCUAACUAAUGUUUUUCUCAGUACAGCCACUGGGACAUAAUCUACAAGAGCAGUCAUGAAGAAGUUAUUGCUUCUUCUUAUUUUUAUGGUGGCUGACGUCUUUGGAUGCGGCCUUCCAGCCUACCCCCCUGUGCUUGGUCGAGUGGUAGCAGGCUUGGACGUAAACCCACACAGUUGGCCCUGGCAGGUAUCCCUCCAGUCAGACAAAAGUGGGCCCUGGGAACAUGUGUGUGGAGGAACCCUUAUUGCACCUGAGUGGGUCGUAACUGCUGCACAUUGCAUCAAUGGUCGUAACAACUAUACAGUGGAAAUUGGUAUGCACAGUUUGAAGGCAAGUGAGGAAAGCUUGGUAUCUCGGGGGGCAGCCCGAAUCAUCACCCAUGAGGACUACAACAUGAUGCUGAGUCGUAAUGACAUUGCCCUUAUCAAGCUCUCCACCCCUGUGGACUUUUCGGACACAAUUAUGUCCUCCUGCCUUCCACAACGCAAUUCUACCCUCUCCAAUGGCACGGCAUGCUACAUAACUGGGUGGGGUCAGCUGUCCACUGAGGGUGUGAUGGCUGACAUCCUGCAGCAGGCUCUCCUGCCUGUGGUUGACCAUGAAACCUGCUCGCAGCCCGAUUGGUGGGGUGCCUUGAUGACCAACAAGAUGAUUUGUGCUGGUGGAGAUGGUGUCACAGCAGGCUGCAAUGGAGACUCUGGUGGUCCUCUAAAUUGCCAGAACCCUGAUGGAUCCUGGACCAUCCAUGGCGUGGUGAGCUUUGGUUCAGGUCAGGGCUGCAAUGUGUUCAAGAAGCCAACUGUAUUUACCAAAGUGAGCUCCUACCUAGAUCGGAUUGAAAAAGUAAUGAGCAACGACUGAUGCAGCGGUCCAAAGUUGAUUUUAUCAUCAGGACAAGUACAAAAUAAAAUGGUGUAAAUUUUGCAACAAUAAAAAACUCAAGGCGAAGUCAGG